GGAUCUUGGCGGCAGUCGGCAACCGCAAUUGCCUUCCACAAUGUAUCCAAAACAAAAGGGUCUCCUCCUUCUUCCAUGGCAAGGGGAGGGAGGCUGUCUGCAUUAAACUCCUUAGAAGAACUUACAUAAGAUCAGCACAGUCCUUUUUAAAUAUACCCAUGAUAAAGAGAACGCCAUCAGCCAAUAAUCGAAGCAGACGAAGGAAGCUCAGCCAUGCUUUGAUCCUCUUGAUUGGUAUCAUUGCCUCUGCCUUUCUCGAACUGCCAGCUGUCGCACAAGAGCAGUGCAUUUCUCAGGAUGACAAGGAAUGCAAAUCCUCCAAAGAAUCCCCUAAUAAGAAGGUGAAUGAUUUGGUUCAAUCUUGGUUCAAGAGUAGAAGAGAAGGUCUGCAAUUCCUGCAGGACAAGGUUUUCGGACAAGGAGGUGGCGACGAUAAGGUCAAUGGUGCUCAGCAGCAGAAGAAACACAUGGAAGGUGGCCCUUUCUCGCAUUUGUGGAACACCCGAUCCUCCCGUCAAAAGCAACAAGAAACGGCCGAUCAGGAAUCCAAAAAACACGAACAAGAAGCCGAGCAUUUUCUGGGGGGUGUAGCGUCACUACUGAAUGCCGAAAGUACCACCGAUGCCUUUUUAAACUUGGUAAGUGGAUCCGAUGACAAUGAACGAAGUCAACGGACAUGGAUCGAAGUCAUCAAGAUUUUUAGGGAGCAUAUCAAAGAAGUCAAAGAGCAAGUGGAUCGGGCGUUUGGAGACCUGGGAUGGAAUCCAGUGGAGCACUUUAGACCCGUGUCGGCAUUUUAUCUGUUGAGAGAAGAGGAAGCCAGCAAAGGUCCCGUCUGGAAGAGGCGGCGUCAUCGAUUCUAUCCCAAACUGAAAGACGUGGAAGAUCUCAAGGAGUUUCAUAAUGCAUUGUAUUUGAGUGAGUUGAGUUACGUACACACGGUCCCUGCCGUAGAAGAAGGACUCCGGUUGUUUCAGAACGAUAGUUGGGCUCUUCUCUAUGCCACCUGUGACUCCUUGCCACAUGAGCCGGCACAUUUCAUUGCCAUUCGAAAGACGGCGUCUCCGAUUGCAACCACUGGUUUUGCGGAUCGCCUCAAGGGCAUUGAAAGCAUCUUGCCAUGGGAAGCGAAGAAGAAGUCGGAUGACUCUACUAAUAAAAACCGACAAUUCUCCUCAGACGAAGAUACUUUGGAAUUGAUCCUGGUGGUGAGGGGCACAAAGGAGCUUGGAGACAUUAUUUCGGAUGUUUCGUUUGAAGCUGUGGACUAUCGAGAAGGCAAGGCUCAUGGAGGAUUUCUGCAAGCUGGAAAGUUCUUGGUGGAUACGCAUGUCGAGAGCUUUCGUGAACUCUUAAAGUUAUCCGGGAGAAAACUCAUGAGGCUUACCAUACUCGGGCAUAGUCUCGGUGGUGGAGCGGCCGCCAUUGCUGCCAUUGAAUUCAACGACUACGAUUUCAUUGAAGCCUCUGCCAUUGGUUUCGGGUCCCCCGGUACCCUUUCCCCGGAACUUUCGGCGGCAUACCAGGAUAUCAUCACAACAAUUGUCUCGGAUGCAGACGUUGUUCCUAGAAUUGGUGUUACGAGUAUCAUUCACCUGCAUUUGCGCCUCAUGGCUCACUCGCCUGGUCCUUCACUCUGGGAGGAUGUUUCCGAGUUUGUAGAAGAUCUACGAACCAAGCUACCCAGCAAAGUGGUGGACGUUUUGCUGGGCGGCAAAGAAAAACUAAGCAACAAACUGGAGGAAAUGAUUGGACCCAAAAAGUACCCGCAUGUGGAGGCAUUGGAGGAAUUCUUGAAGAGCCAGGAGACCAACAGCAGUCAGAUCGGCUGCUGUGAACCACCGGGUACUUGUAUCCACUUUUUUCGUGACGGGAUCUCCUAUUCGGCUGCGUUCACGCCCUGUUCGUACUUUUCUGAGGUGGAAUUCGUUUCAACCAUGAUUGAUGAUCAUAUGGUGCGUGCCGGAUAUCAUCGUGCUUUGGUCACGCUAGCUCGGGAUCUGCUGGACGACCUCGAUUUUCGGUUCGAACACCAAGUGUUGCCGGACACUUCAUAGGACAGACGUGACCACGCUGUCACCCCACAAUUCAGUACGCACAGGCAGACAAGUCCCAAGGAAAUAGAACGCAAGAGGCAGACGGGAAAAAACAAUACAGGCUGCCUGUAGCAAAAGCAUAAUAUAGAAUCUCUAAAAAUCGUGUGUUUAUGCAUUC
This is a messenger RNA of Seminavis robusta, 2214 nucleotides long. NCBI's taxonomy places the organism in Eukaryota, Bacillariophyta, Bacillariophyceae, Naviculales, Naviculaceae. The record is from the annotation of a GenBank genome assembly.